UUCUUUUUUCUUAACAUUUCAAGAAAGUUUACAGGUUAUAUUUUUAAUAACUGAGAAAGAUGAUUCCAAAAAUAAUUAUUGAAAAAACAGCAAAUUAUUUGAAUAUACCAGCAAAUAGUAUAACAUUUAAUGAAGAACAAUUUGCGUCUGAUGUCAAUCAUAAAAAAAUUGGUCAAUUUAACGCUAUUUUGAAUUUAAUGUGCAAUAAAGCAAAAUUAGAAGGACCUGAAAAAUUCAAUACCGAGUUGGAAGUUGAACUCUACCAAUGGUUGGAGUAUGCGAUUAUGUACGUUAUACCCGGAUCAAAGGAUAGAUCUAUGUCAUUUAACUUACUAAAAACACUCGAUACACAUUUAAUGAACCAAUCAUAUUUAUGUGGCCAAUUUCUAACAUUAGCUGAUGUCUUAAAUUUUUAUGCAAUUUUUGAUGUAAUAAAAUCUUUGAAUCCAUCUGAAAAAGAACGAUUUAUUAAUUUAUCUAGAUGGUUUGAUCACCUACAGCAGAAGGAAAAUAUAAAUCAGCAAAAUAACCUAGUGAAUUUCACUGUUCUUCAUUUAACCGGUGAAAAUCAAAAAAUACACUAAUGUUGGGUUGGUAAAAAAGAAUUUAUCAAUAAAAAUAUGUUCAAACUAGCUCCUGCCUAUACAUAUAAUUAUAAUUGGAAUAAAAAUUAGUAUUUUAGUGUCUUAAAUUAUGAUCAUAAUUUAAACAGAAGGCUGUACAAGUAAUUAAAAAUUAAGAUGGAAUAUUUAUUGAAACAAGAGUUUUUUUUUCAAUCAGUACUUAACUGAGGUACAAAACUAUAUUUGAAUAAAAAGAUUCUUAAAGAACAUGUAAAACAAAUAUUUGGUUUCGGGAAAAUAACCCGUCACUGAUUUCAAAUCCUCUCGAAUUUGUCUUUUUCUGACAAAUAUUGAAUAACUUGAUCAUGGCUACAAAACUAGUUAUUCAAAUGAAAUGUAGAAAUAUUGAAUAAAAAUAUUUGAAUAAUUUACAAAAAGAUUGUAAGAGUUUUACAAAAUUAUAUCAAAGUAAUAUAAAAUAACAUUCAUGAAAAGGUAUAAGCACCAUUUUAAAAACAAAGGCCCUUAUUAUGAAAAAAAAAUAUAUCGUACGAUACACGAUAUUUCUGAUAGUAUUACUAUUAGUAAUUCCUAAAACAAUUUGAGUUCAACAUAGUUUUGUCAAUUUCAUUUAAAGAAUUGUAGCCAAGUAAUAGGCAAACCAAUGAAUAAGUGGCAUAAAUGGAACAAUAAACCUAAAACAAAUAGAUGAAAUCAUUAUUUCAUUGAUAUUUUUAAUAGAUUUUAAUUAUGUAUUAACUAAUAGUGAAUAUUAAUUU
This is a messenger RNA of Condylostylus longicornis, 1342 nucleotides long. RefSeq names its product eukaryotic translation elongation factor 1 epsilon-1 (gene AIMP3). Lineage: Eukaryota; Metazoa; Arthropoda; Insecta; Diptera; Dolichopodidae. Gene Ontology annotation, cellular component: cytoplasm; aminoacyl-tRNA synthetase multienzyme complex; nucleus. The transcript is spliced from 2 exons. The coding region runs from base 60 to 584 and encodes 174 amino acids. The record is from RefSeq and is a predicted model, not a curated record. Gene Ontology annotation, biological process: positive regulation of DNA damage response, signal transduction by p53 class mediator.